AUGGACCAGCCAGGUCCAUCCAGCACCAACCAAGAUCCACGAUUCGAUUUCAUUGGUUCGUACGCUGUGAAAUCCUUAAAAUUGAAACCAGAAAAAUGGAUGCGAGUCUUAAGUAUAGAAGAGCAUCGGUCCACUCUAAGAGAUUUCGUGGACAAACCUUUGCCUCUGCUUCUUGUAGUAGUUUUGACACACGCAGCACAAUUGGUACCAGUCAUCACGUUCCCUUGUUACUUGAAAAAUAAAGCUGUCUAUUUCGUUAAAAAGAGGCCGGCAGUUGUACCAAAGGAGAGAUGUUAUGAAAUGGUAAUUUUUGGCGAUCUAGCACCAAGACUAAUAGAUGAACUAGCUGCCUUAGUCGAUGAAGUGUUUGUCCCACUGCUUUCAAAUCCCUCGAACCACGAAGGGUGGCCGCGCGUCGUCUCUCAAGAUAUUUUGAAGCAGAUACACAAUUUGAAAAGCACUGUUUAUGAGGUAAAAGGUAAAGUUAGUGGACAAACAGUGCUACCUAUGCCAGUAGGUGUCGAACUUGUUCACGAAGCGGAAAAAGAAAUGUUAAUGGGUAAAGAAGUUGAUUUGUACUUAAAAAGCGCUAUAGAAGGGGUGGUGAUAAAGUGGGCACAGCAGAUUAAUGACGUCAUGAUGGAGGAUUCCGCGCAAGCGUUCGAUAAUGGACAAAAUCCACAACCUAAUGUUGCGUUAGCGGAGGCUCGAGAAAUUGAUAUGUACUUAAGAACACUAGAAAAGCACUUUCAAGCGUUAGAAGAUACGGAUUUCACGGAAUGUCAACCAUUGUUUCGACCACUCUUUCAUGUUAUAUGUAUGGUGUGGCGUGAUUCUAAAUAUUAUUGCAGUUCGUCCAAAUUGAUGGUUUUGAUUAAGCAGAUUUGCAACUUACUCAUUUUCCAGGCCAAAAAGUGCUUGGACCCCAGCACACUUUUUCACAGCGACAUCGAUGAGGCAAGGCAAAGGAUACAAAUAACAAUUGACAUAUUAAAAGCGUUUCGAAAAACAUUUGAUUACUUUAAAGAAAAUUUGCCUAAAUACUUCGAAAAUAGAGUUUUACUGCUGUGGACGUUUCAUCCUAACGUCGUGUUUGAAAGGAUGAACAAAUUCUUAGAAAGACUGAACACAAUCCAAUGGUUUUUCAAGACGGUGUUAGAGUUUCAAAAGUUGGAAAAGAUUGAAAUCGGAGGAAUGAAAGGUCGUGUGUUAGGCGGACAAAUAAGAGAAAUUUCUGCAGAAUUUGAGUCGUAUUUUCACAGCUUCGCAUCUAAAUCCUAUGACGUCCUCGAUCCCGAUGACGAAAGGUUCAACGAAGAUUUUAAGGAGUUUCAAGACAAUAUUGUCGAUUUAGAUCUAAAAUUAUCAACAGUUCUAGUCGAGUCGUUUGAUAAUUGUACCACAUUAGAAGCCAUAUUUAAAUUGAUUGAUAUAGUAGGUUCUGUUCUUGAUAGACCACUUAUCAAAAAUGAAUUUACUGCGAAAUAUGUGGAGAUCAUCGUAAUGCUAGGAAAGGAACUCAGUAUUUGUGAGGAUCUAUUCACAGAACAAAGCAACCGUCUGAAGAAGUAUGGACAUAUGGAAAUAGAUGCUUUCUUUCCGCCGAUUUCUGGAGGACUUCUGUAUAUGACCAUGCUAGCUACAAGGAUAUCCAAGCCUAUAGCUAGCUUUCGCAAUUUGCCGCACCCGAUAAAAGGCUGCAGUGACGCUGUUAAACUUUUUGAGAGAUAUGAGAAACUGAUAGAAGAAAUAAACGCUUUUAAAAGGAAGUAUUUUAACGACUGGUCUGUGACUAUUCCAAAGGUUUUGGAAGAAAAAUCAAACAAUCCAAUCAUAACAAGACAAGGACCGGAUCUCAUUCUAAAUUUUAGUUCAGAACUGUUAGACGUUAUGAAAGAAGUACACCACCUCAGAUCGAAUCCUGAAAUGGCGAAGGAUUUGCCGAAGGAAAGUCUAGAUCUAUUUGAAAAACAAGAAACAUAUCGUCAAUAUAGAAUCAACUUGGGUAUAACUAUCGACUGGUAUAAUCAAAUACAUAAAAAUAGUCAAAAAGUUGAAUUUGACUUAGUUGAGGACGAGAUAAAAGCGAUAGACCAAAGAAUUGAAAUGGCACAACACCAACUCAACUGGAAUUCGGGUGACUUAUGGGCCUAUCUACAAGAACUGCACAAAUUAGUUGGGAGUCUCUAUGAUCGCAUGUCAAAAAUACAAGAUAACCUUAAAGAAAUUAAAGCCAUUAUGAAAACCUGGACUUUACAACCGUUAUUUGAACGAAAAGAAGGCAAGAAGGAUACUUUAAUGAACUUAGAAGAUCGCAAAGAACGCACGACUAAAAGAUACCAAGAUAUUAAAAUGACAGCAGAACGAAUCCAAACACUCUUGAACGAAAAUAUGCAGUUGUUUAGUAUGCAAGAGAAUCAAGAAAGUGAAAUAUGGCUAGCAUACGUUGCUUUCAUUGACAAUCUAAUCGAAGAAUCCUUAUUUAAAUCUAUUGCGUGCAGUAUGGGUUACAUAUCGGAACAUAUGAACCCUAAAAAUAAAUUAGCCCCAUUAUUUGAAGCACAGUUAGAACUCUUGGAUCCCGACAUGGUAUUCUCGCCAAGUUUAGAAUCAAACAACGAAAAGGGUUUUACGGCUUUAAUUAAUCAUCUUAUAGACGACAUUUUAAGAAUGUCUACGUUAAUAGAUAGAGUUGAUAAAAUGAAGUCGGAAACAUAUUACGAGCAAAUUGUUCAAAACAGUGAUAUAAUAGAAAUGAAGGAAGAAAUUUUUGAUGGCAUUGAAAGGGUUAUAGAAGAAGCGAAUGAAUUUUGUAAAACAUUUGAGAACUAUUCCUACCUAUGGUUAGAAGAAAGAGAUGCUAUAAUGGAGAUUUUCCUGGAAUAUGGGAGAAUAUUGACUCCAGACGAAAUCGAUAAGAUAGGCUCUGAAGACAAAGACGUACAACCACCAGUACCAUGCCCUCCUAAGAUGGAAGCCUUCCGAGAACAAAUAGAUCACUAUGAAAAUCUUUAUAUGGAUAUUGAGGAUAUGGAAUCCUACAAAGUAUUCAACUCUUGGUUUCAGGUGGAUGUUAGACCAUUUAGACAAGCUUUAUUGAAUACCGUCCGCAAAUGGGGUAAUAUGUAUAAAGAACAUUUAGUCGAAAAUGUUACAUCAAGUUUAAGUGAUUUGGGCAACUUUAUUCGUGAAGCAGAUGAAGGUUUACUUCAACCGGUACCUGAAGGAGAUUAUGAAGCUUUAGUAACCGUGAUGGGUUACCUAAUGAAUGUAAAAGAACGAGCAGUAACAACCGAUGACAUGUUUCAACCACUUACUGAAACUAUUGAGCUACUAAAGUUCUACGACAUGGACAUUCCUGAAGAAGUCAACGUUUUACUUCAAGAACUACCAGAACAAUGGCAAGCCACUAAAAAGUUGGCGUUGACAGUGAAACAGCAAGUUGCUCCAUUACAGGCAGCUGAAGUUUCUUGCAUCAGAAAAAAGAUAACAACAUUUGACUCCCACGUAAUUUACUACCGCGAGGUUUUCAAGAAAUAUGAAUUUUUCAAAUAUGAAUGUGAUGAUCCGUACGCUGUUAUGUCGAGAGUGGAUAAAGAAAUGUUGAAUUUGGAAGACGAAAUGAAAAGCAUUCAAGACUCAGGGUCGCUGUUCGAAGUGAACGUGCCAGAAUUUAAGCUACUGAAACAAUGUAGAAAAGAGCUACGAAUGCUGAAGCAACUUUGGGACUACGUCUAUAUAGUCCGAACAAGUAUUGAGGACUGGAAGACAACGCCUUGGCGAAAAAUUGACGUAGAAAAUAUGGAUAUUGAGUGUAAGAAAUUCGCUAAGGAAAUUCGACUGCUCGAUAAGGAAAUGAGAAGUUGGGAUACAUACAUAAACCUCGAAGCUACCGUAAAAAAUAUGCUUACAUCUUUGAGAGCAGUUGGGGAACUACAGAAUCCUGCUAUAAGGGAAAGACAUUGGGAUCAAUUGAUGAAAACGACAAAGGUAAGAAUAGUUAUGGAUACAAACACAACAUUAGCAGAUUUACUUGCGUUAAAUCUACACGAAUUCGAAGAGGAAGUUAAAAAUAUCGUCGAUAAGGCUGUCAAAGAGAUGUCAAUGGAGAAGAUACUUAAAGACUUGAACACGACUUGGAGUCAGAUGGAGUUUGAACAAGAGGUUCAUGCGAGAACUGGUUGUAUCUUAUUGAGGGCUAGUGAAGAGCUUAUUGAAACACUGGAAGAGAACCAGGUGCAGUUACAAAACUUGAUAACAUCAAAGUUUAUAGCGCAUUUCUUAGAAGAAGUCUCGAGUUGGCAGCAAAAACUGUCAAUAGCGGACCAGGUCAUAACAGUUUGGUUUGAGGUUCAAAGGACAUGGACGCAUUUGGAGAGCAUUUUCAUGAGCUCCGAAGAUAUACGAAAGCAACUGCCCGAAGAUUCAGAGAGAUUUGAUAGGAUCGACGCUGAGUUCAAAGUUUUAUCAAAAGACAUGUCUAAAACUCCAAAUGUAGUAAAGGGAACCAAUAAAGAAGGACUAGUAGCGAUUUUGGACAGUCUACAAACUGACCUGAUUAUAUGUGAAAAGGCUUUGGCCGAAUAUCUGGAGACGAAACGACUUGCGUUUCCUAGAUUUUACUUUGUGUCGUCAGCGGAUUUAUUGGAUAUAUUAUCUAAUGGAAAUCAAGCUGAACUGGUAAUAAGGCACUUGACGAAGUUAUUCGAUUCUAUAGCAAAACUCAAGUUUGGAGACAACGAUAAACCUGAAGAAAAAAUCGCAGCUGGAAUGAUAGCGAAGGAUGGCGAAUAUGUCCCCUUUCAUGGAUCGUGUGACUGUAGUGGUCCAGUCGAAAUAUGGUUGAACCGUUUACAAGACAUAAUGCGAUCAACAAUACGCCAGUAUUUCAGUGAAGCGAUCGUAUCGUAUGAAGAAAAACCAAGAGAACAGUGGUUAUUCGAUUACAUGGCGCAGGUAUCUCUAUGCUGCUCACAAAUCUGGUGGACCACAGAAGUGAAUUUGGCCUUCGCAAGACUAGAAGAAGGUUAUGACAACGCGCUCAAAGACUAUUACAAGAAACAGCUCUCGCAAUUAAGUACAUUAAUCACUUUAUUGAUAGGUGAGCUAAGUAAACAGGAUCGUCAGAAAAUCAUGACGAUUUGCACAAUAGAUGUGCAUUCUAGAGACGUUGUUAGUAAAUUGAUACAAGGUAAAGUGGAAGCUGGAUCGGCGUUUCAGUGGCAAUCGCAGCUGAGACACAGAUGGGACGACAAGGAAUUGCACUGCUUCGCCAACAUCUGUGACGCACAAUUCAAGUACAGUUACGAGUACUUAGGAAAUACUCCCAGAUUAGUUAUUACUCCUCUCACUGACCGUUGCUAUAUUACGUUGACUCAAUCCUUGCAUCUUAUAAUGGGAGGCGGUCCAGCUGGUCCGGCAGGUACUGGAAAAACGGAAACAACUAAAGAUUUGGGAAGGGCGCUGGGUAUAAUGGUAUAUGUAUUUAACUGUUCUGAACAAAUGGAUUACCAAUCUUGUGGCAAUAUUUAUAAAGGACUUGCUCAGACAGGAGCUUGGGGUUGUUUUGAUGAGUUCAAUAGAAUCUCGGUUGAAGUAUUAUCUGUUGUCGCUGUGCAAGUGAAAUCAGUACAAGAUGCUAUAAGAGACAAGAAAGAAAAAUUUAACUUCAUGGGAGAAAUGAUAGUGUUAGUUCCAUCCGUUGGCAUAUUUAUAACAAUGAACCCAGGCUACGCUGGAAGAACGGAGUUACCCGAAAACUUGAAAGCUCUUUUCCGACCUUGCGCAAUGGUCGUUCCUGACUUUGAAUUGAUUUGCGAGAUAAUGUUAGUUGCGGAAGGCUUUCAGGAGGCUAAAAUAUUGGCUAGGAAGUUUAUUACACUUUAUACUCUGUGCAAGGAGUUGCUGUCAAAGCAAGAUCAUUACGACUGGGGUUUGAGAGCCAUUAAAUCCGUCUUAGUAGUAGCUGGUUCAUUAAAGAGAGGCGAUCCAGGCAGACCAGAAGAAGAAGUGUUAAUGAGGACACUGCGAGAUUUCAACAUCCCAAAGAUAGUCACAGAUGAUAUGCCAGUUUUUAUGGGUCUCAUUGGUGAUCUGUUCCCUGCGCUAGAAGUUCCAAGAAAAAGGGACUUAGAAUUUGAAAGAACAGUUAAACAGGCCGCAAUGGACUUACUCCUACAACCUGAAGAUAAUUUUAUACUUAAAGUAGUUCAACUGGAAGAACUGCUCGAAGUUCGUCAUUCAGUAUUCAUAGUUGGCAAUGCGGGCACUGGUAAAACUCAAGUGUGGAAAACAUUGUUUAAAACAUACCAAAACCUCAAAAAGAAACCGAUUUACACCGAUUUGAAUCCAAAAGCCGUAACGAACGAUGAACUUUUUGGUAUUAUAAAUCCGGCAACAAGGGAAUGGAAAGAUGGAUUAUUUUCAGUCAUAAUGAGAGACCAGGCUAAUAUUGUAGGUGAAAAUCCAAAAUGGAUUGUGUUAGAUGGCGAUAUCGAUCCCAUGUGGAUAGAAUCGUUAAAUACUGUUAUGGACGAUAAUAAAAUUCUUACUUUAGCUAGUAAUGAGAGAAUUGCUUUAACACCUAGCAUGCGGUUAAUGUUUGAAAUAUCAAAUCUCAGAACAGCAACGCCUGCCACUGUGUCUCGAGCUGGGAUAUUGUAUAUUAAUCCGCAAGAUUUAGGAUGGAAUCCUUAUGUGACUAGUUGGAUUGAAACGCGAAAAAUACCAGCAGAGAAAUCGAAUCUAGUCAUUCUUUGCGACAAAUAUAUUCCUCCGUGUUUGGAAACAGUAAGGAAUCGCUUCAAGAAGAUAACACCGAUUGCUGACAUGGCCCAUAUACAAAUGCUAUGUCAUUUGUUGAAUUGCUUACUGGUACCAGAAAACACUCCACCCGACUGUUCAAAGGAUUGGCAUGAUAUUUUCUUUGUGUUUGCCUGUGUUUGGGCAUUUGGAUCUGCUAUGUUUCAAGACACUAAUGUAGACUACAGAGUUGAGUUUUCCAAGUGGUGGUUGAAUGAAUUUAAGACAGUGAAAUUUCCACCUGGUGGGACCGUCUUCGAUUAUUACAUAGAUCACGAAACUAAGCAAUUUACUCCGUGGACAGAAAAAAUAACCAAGUUUGAGUUGGACACCGAUAUUCCUUUACAGGCUGUACUCGUUCCUACCGCAGAUACCAUAAGAGUUCGAUUCUUCUUAGACUUGUUGAUGAAGAAUAAGCACCCGGUGAUGUUAGUUGGAGGAGCUGGAUGUGGAAAGACGGUUCUUGUUAAUGAAAAAUUACAGAGUCUUCCAGAAAACUACGCGAUCCAGUCAAUUCCAUUCAACUUCUACACCACAUCGGAAAUGCUACAGAAGAUUUUGGAAAAGCCACUAGAAAAGAAAGCUGGCCGAAACUACGGACCUCCCGGAAAUAAAACCCUAAUUUACUUCAUCGACGAUAUGAAUAUGCCAGAAGUGGAUGCAUAUGGAACAGUCCAACCACAUACCAUCAUACGUCAGCACCUAGACUAUAACCAUUGGUACGAUCGGACCAAAUUGACCCUCAAAGACAUUCAUAACACGCAAUAUGUGUCUUGCAUGAAUCCCACUUCUGGUAGUUUUACGAUUAACCCAAGGUUGCAGAGGCAUUUCUGCGUGUUUGCUAUUAGUUUUCCAAACACUGAAGCUUUGAAUAACAUCUAUCAUUCGAUUCUGAGUCAGCACUUGGCUAACCCCGAGUUGAGGAUUAGUGCCCAAAUUGGUAAACUCUCGGCAAACGUUGUGAGCGCUACAAUCGCGUUACACAAUAAAGUGUCACAAGUCUUCCUACCAACGGCCAUCAAAUUUCAUUAUAUUUUCAAUUUGAGGGAUUUGUCGAAUGUGUUUCAGGGCUUCUUGUUCAGUACGAAUGAGUGCUUGGUGAACCCUUCAGAUAUAAUAAGGUUGUGGUUGCAUGAAACGCAUAGAGUUUACGGUGACAAACUAACCGAAGAUAAAGAUAUUGACGCUUUUUUGAAAAUGCAAGUGGACUUGUGUAAGAAGAAUUUCGAAGACAUAGACGAAGGUGUAGUAUUCGAGCGUCCCAACAUAUACUGCCACUUCGCGGGAGGUAUUGGCGAACCGAAAUACAUGCCUAUUGCAUCCUGGACUCAACUAAACAAGUUGCUUACAGAAGCACUAUCAAGUUACAACGAUCUUAUUGCGGCGAUGAAUCUGGUGUUAUUUGAAGAUGCAAUGAUGCAUAUUUGUCGAAUAAGUCGCAUACUAGAGAGUCCCAGAGGAAGUGCAUUAUUAGUGGGUGUGGGUGGUUCCGGAAAACAAUCUCUGUCUCGUCUAGCGGCGUUUAUCGCCAGUUUAGAAGUUUUCCAAAUUCAAUUGAAGAAAGGAUAUGGAGUAUCUGAUUUGAAGCAUGAAUUGUCCGGCCUAUAUAUAAAGACGGGUCUGAAAAACGUAGGCAUAAUGUUUCUAAUGACUGACGCACAAGUGGCAAAUGAACAGUUCCUGGUUCUUAUCAACGACCUGCUGGCUUCUGGGGAAGUUGGAGAUCUAUUUCCCGAUGACGAUAUAGAGAAUAUAAUAGCUGGAGUUAGGAAUGAGGUGAAAGGAGCAGGUUUGCCAGAUACCAGAGAAAUCUGCUGGAAAUUUUUCAUCGAUAGAGUGAGAAAGCAAUUAAAAGUGGUCCUGUGUUUCUCCCCUGUCGGAUCCACGUUACGAGUUAGAUCAAGAAAGUUCCCAGCCCUGAUCAAUUGCACCUCCAUCAAUUGGUUCCAUGAAUGGCCGCAAGAGGCGCUAGUAUCUGUGUCUAUGCGCUUUUUGGAAGAGUUACAUGUUUUGCCUAUAGCGUUACGUGAUUCCGUGUCAAGAUUCAUGGCGUACGUCCACACAUCAGUGAACACGAUUUCCAAAGCGUAUCUUUCUAAUGAGAGGAGAUACAACUACACUACACCUAAGAGUUACCUCGAACAAAUAAGUUUAUAUUCUAAAUUAGUUAAUCAAAAAACUGAUGAAUUGAGAGCCAAAAUAACUAGAUUAGAAAAUGGUUUAGAAAAACUACGCGGCACAGCAUCUCAAGUAGAUGAAUUGAAAGCUAAGCUAGCUAUACAAGAAGUGGAACUCCAACAGAAAAAUGAAGCAGCUGAUAAACUUAUUGAGAUGGUUGGCGUUGAAACUGCUAAAGUGCAGAGCGAAAAAGCGUUAGCUGAUGAGGAAGAAGAAAAGGUAGCUGUUAUCGCAGAAGAAGUAUCCAAAAAGCAAAAGGAUUGCGAAGAAGAUCUAAUUAAAGCCGAACCGGCACUCGUUGCCGCACAGGAAGCUUUGAAUACUUUAAACAAGGCAAAUCUAACUGAGCUUAAGUCAUUUGGGUCGCCACCAGGAGCUGUAACUAAUGUCACCGCAGCCGUUAUGGUGCUACUAGCACCUGGGGGGAAAAUACCCAAGGACAGAAGUUGGAAGUCAGCUAAGAUGAUAAUGGCUAAGGUCGACGUAUUUCUGGAAGCUUUGAUACAUUACGACAAAGAAAAUAUUCAUCCAGAUGUUAUAAAGGCUAUUCAACCAUAUCUGAAGGAUUCUGAAUUUGAGCCGGAGUUCGUAAGAUCCAAAUCUGCCGCAGCUGCAGGUUUAUGUGCUUGGGUAAUAAACAUAAUAAAAUUUUAUGAAGUGUUUUGCGAUGUAGAACCUAAAAGAAAAGCUUUGGCAGCUGCAAAUGCCGAAUUAGCAGCAGCUACAGAAAAACUGAAGUCCAUAAAAUCUAAAGUUGCUUCGCUUGAAGAACAAUUGGCUACGUUAACAGCUGAUUUUGAGAAAGCUACAGCUGAAAAAGUAAAAUGUCAGCAAGAAGCUGAUGCAACAAAUCGAACUAUACAAUUGGCUAAUAGACUUGUUAAUGGGCUAGCUAGUGAAAACGUCAGAUGGGCUGAAGCAGUAUUCAACUUUAUGCAACAGAGUACUACCUUGCCUGGGGACGUGCUUUUAGUUUGUGCGUUCAUUUCAUACGUUGGGUGCUUUACUAAGCUUUACAGACUCGAUUUGCUUCAUAAAAACUGGCUGCCAUUUUUGAAAACAUUAGAGCCUCCGAUUCCUAUAACAGAAGGACUCGAUCCUCUAACUAUGCUGACGGACGAUACGACUAUUGCGAUGUGGCAAAAUGAGGGCCUCCCUUCCGACAGAAUGAGCACUGAGAAUGCUACCAUACUAUCUAACUCAGAUCGAUGGCCAUUGAUGAUCGAUCCGCAGUUACAAGGAGUUAAAUGGAUAAAACAGAAAUAUGGUGACCACUUAAGAGUUAUUCGUUUGGGGCAGAAGGGUUACUUAGAUACAAUAGAAAAGGCUAUCAACAAAGGCGAAACUGUUUUAUUAGAAAACAUUGGAGAAACUGUCGAUCCAGUGUUGGAUCCACUUUUGGGAAGGAACUUAAUCAAGAAAGGAAGAGCUAUCAAGAUCGGAGACAAAGAAGUAGAAUAUAGCCCAAAAUUCAGACUAAUCCUGCAUACGAAAUUAGCCAAUCCCCACUAUAAACCAGAAAUGCAAGCACAAACGACUUUAGUAAAUUUUACUGUAACAAGAGAUGGUUUAGAAGAUCAACUUUUGGCUGAGGUUGUAAAAGCAGAACGCCCAGACUUAGAGGAGCUUAAAGCUGAGCUAACAAAACAACAGAAUGAGUUUAAAAUACAGCUCAAGAAAUUAGAGGAUGACUUACUUUCAAGGUUGUCUUCAGCCGGAGAGAAUAUACUUGGCGAUACUGCUCUAAUUGAGAAUUUAGAAACGACAAAGAAAACUGCAGCCGACAUAGAGAAAAAGGUGUCAGAAGCUAAAGUGACAUCUCAUCAAAUAGAUCAAGCAAGAGAGUUUUAUAGACCUGCGGCGGCGAGAGCUUCUCUUUUAUACUUCAUCUUAAAUGACUUAAACACCAUAAAUCCUAUAUAUCAGUUUUCUUUAAAGGCAUUCAGUGUUGUUUUUCAAAAAGCAAUAUCCAAAGCAGAAGAAAGCGAAGAAGUCAGUCAAAGAAUUAAAAACCUGAUAGAUUGUAUAUCUUACUCCGUCUUUCAAUAUACUUCGCGUGGACUUUUUGAGUGCGACAAGUUAAUCUUUGCGUCUCAAAUGACAUUUCAGGUUUUGUUGAUGAGUGAAGAAAUUUCGCCAGCAGAUUUAGAUUUCUUCCUGAGAUUCCCUAUCAAACCGCACGUCACAAGCCCCGUAGAUUUCCUUUCUAAUCAAAGUUGGGGCGGUAUUUGUUCACUAGCCAGUAAAGAUGAGUUUCGUAAUCUUGAUAGAGACAUUGAGACCUCACCAAAAAGGUGGAAGAAGAUAGUGGAAAUGGAGUGUCCUGAAAGGGAGAAAUUCCCGCAAGAAUGGAAGAACAAAACUGCCUUGCAGAGGUUGUGCAUGAUUAGAGCCUUAAGACCAGAUAGAAUGACAUACGCCGUUGCAACAUACAUAGAAGAAAAAAUGGGAACGAAAUACGUUGAAAACAGGACCGUAGAGUUCAGCAAAUCAUUUGAAGAAACUAGUCCUAGCACACCUAUAUUCUUUAUCCUGUCUCCUGGAGUGAAUCCCCUAAAAGAUGUUGAAGCUUUGGGAAAAGCUAUGGGUUUUACUUCAGAUAAUGGAAACUUCCAUAAUGUAUCUUUGGGUCAAGGACAAGAAAUUGUAGCUGAACAAGCGAUGGAUGAAGCGUUUAAGAAAGGACACUGGGUAGUUUUACAGAAUAUUCAUCUAGUUAAGAAAUGGCUUCCGAACCUUGAGAAGAAAAUGGAGAGUUUUGCUCAUGGAUGUCACGAAAAUUUUAGACUCUUCAUGUCCGCUGAACCCGCUGCUACUCCCGCUGCGCACAUUAUCCCACAAGGCAUUUUAGAAUCUAGUAUAAAGAUAACAAACGAGCCUCCUACAGGCAUGCAGGCAAAUCUGCAUAAGGCUUUAGAUAAUUUUAACCAAGAAACUUUAGAAAUGUGCGGUAAAGAAGCUGAGUUCAAAGCGAUUCUUUUCGCUCUGUGUUAUUUCCACGCUGUUGUCGCCGAGAGGCGGAAAUUUGGUCCUCAAGGGUGGAAUAAAAUAUAUCCUUUCAACGUUGGUGAUUUAACAAUAAGUGUGUUUGUCUUGUACAAUUAUUUGGAAGCGAAUUCAAAAGUUCCUUGGGAGGAUCUGCGAUAUCUAUUUGGAGAAAUAAUGUAUGGAGGACAUAUAACCGACGACUGGGAUCGAAGACUUUGCAAUGCUUAUUUAGAGGAAUUAAUGCAACCAGAUUUAGUUGAUGGUGAGCUUCAAUUGGCACCAGGUUUCCCAGCUCCGCCAAACACGGAUUACGCAGGCUACCACCAGUAUAUAGAAGACGCGAUGCCCGCUGAAUCUCCUUAUCUUUAUGGUUUACAUCCGAAUGCUGAAAUCGGUUUCCUGACGACUACUUCGGAGAAUUUAUUUAGAACUAUAUUUGAAAUGCAACCGAGAGAUGCACAAGCUUCUGGAGCUACUACUGUUACGAGGGAAGAUAAGGUAAAACAAAUGCUUGACGAAAUAGUGGAGAAAUUGCCUGAAGAGUUCAACAUGGUUGAGAUAAUGGGAAAAGUGGAAGAAAGGACGCCGUAUGUAAUUGUAGCGUUCCAGGAAUGUGAGAGGAUGAAUCAUUUGACGGGAGAAAUGAAACGAUCUUUGAGGGAAUUGGAUUUGGGGCUUAAGGGAGAACUUACUAUAACAUCCGAUAUGGAAGAACUGGAAAAUGCACUGUUCUUAGAUCAGGUACCAAUAAUCUGGGCGAACCGAGCAUACCCGUCUCUGCUAGGUUUAUCUGCGUGGUUUGUUGACUUGCUGUUGCGGUUACGAGAGUUAGAAACGUGGGCUACAGAUUUCGUUCUACCAACAUCGGUGUGGCUGGGUGGUUUCUUCAACCCCCAAAGCCUACUAACGGCGAUCAUGCAAAGCACAGCACGUCGGUACGAGCUGCCGUUAGACAAAAUGUGCCUUCAAUGUGACGUCACCAAGAAGAUGAAAGAAGAUUUCACUAUUGCUGAUUCCCGGUCAGCACCUCGGGAUGGCGCGUACGUCCACGGUUUGCUUAUGGAAGGAGCUCGUUGGGACACUCAAGCCGGGAUUAUCAUGGACUCUCGUUUAAAAGACCUGUUCCCGCCUAUGCCUGUUAUUAACGUUCGGGCAAUAACGCAAGACAAGCAAGACCUUCGCAACAUGUACGAGUGUCCCGUGUACAAGACGCGAACACGCGGCCCAACUUACGUUUGGACUUUCAACUUGAAGACCAAAGACAAGCCAUCGAAAUGGACCCUUGCUGGUGUAGCUUUGUUAUUACAAAUAUAA
Molecule: messenger RNA, 13281 nt
Organism: Leptosia nina
Lineage: Eukaryota; Metazoa; Arthropoda; Insecta; Lepidoptera; Pieridae
Source: the annotation of a GenBank genome assembly